Molecule: messenger RNA, 1281 nt
Organism: Chionomys nivalis (European snow vole)
Lineage: Eukaryota; Metazoa; Chordata; Mammalia; Rodentia; Cricetidae
Gene: Serpina7
Product: serpin family A member 7
Biological process (GO): negative regulation of endopeptidase activity
Molecular function (GO): serine-type endopeptidase inhibitor activity
Source: RefSeq, a predicted model, not a curated record
AUGUGUAAUCAUCUCCAUUCCAGAAUGUCAGUGUUCCUCUAUCUGUUUCUCUUGGACUACAAGGCUACAAUCCAUUGUACACAAUAUAACAUCUCUGAAGGCAAAGUUACAAUCUGCCAUUUGUCCCAACAAAAUGCCACUCUCUAUAAGAUGUCAUCUAUCAAUGCUGACUUUGCAUUCAGUCGAUAUUGUAGGUUCCCUGUGGAGAACCCAGACUGGAACAUCAUCUUUUCCCCUGGGAGCACAUAAGCUGCUUUAGCCAUGCUUUCUUUUGCAUCUGUCUCUAACACUCAAACUCAGAUUCUGGAGGUCUUGGGGUUUAACCUCACAGAUACUCCAAUAACGGAAUUACAUCAGGGCUUCCAACAUUUGAUCUGUUCUUUGAAUUUCCCAAAGAAUGAACUGGAAUUUCAGAUGGGAAAUGCAGUUUUCAUUGGGCAGCAGCUGAAACCACUGGCAAGGGUUUUGGAUGAUGUCAAGACCCUUUAUGAAACUGAAGUCUUUCCUACCGACUUCUCCAAUGUUUCUGCAGUCCAGCAGGAGAUCAACAGUUAUGUGAAGAAGCAAACCAAAGGGAAAAUUAUAGACCUAAUUCAAGACCUUAGACUGAACAUUAUCAUGAUUCUGGUGAACUAUAUUCAUUUCAAACGUAAGUAGGCAAAUCCUUUCCAUGUAUCUAAAACAGAAGAGAGUUCCAGCUUCUCAGUAGACAAGACCACCACAGUACAAGUGCCCCCCCCCAUGAUGCACCACCUAGAACAAUACUAUCAUUUUCUGGAUGUAAAGCUGAAUUGCACAGUACUCCAAAUGGACUAUAGUGAAAAUGCCCUGGCACUUUCUGUCCUUCCAAAGGAGGGAUACGUAGAGUGGGUGGAGGCAGCCUUGUCAUCUAAGACAUUGAAGAAGUGGAACUACUUACGGCAGAAAGGAUGGGUUGAGUUGUUUGUUCCAAAGUUUUCCAUUUCUGUCACAUAUGACCUUGGAAGUACACUUCAGAAGAUGGGCAUGAGGGAUGCCCUUGCUGAAAGUGCCGACUUUGCUGGAAUUAUGAGAGACAACGGUCUAAAACAUUCCUGUGCUUUUCACAACGCUGGGCUGCAUAUUGGAGAACAGAGAACCAAAGAAGUAGCUGCUCCUGAAGCUGUGUCUCUGGAACAGCCAGAAGUAGCUUCUCUUCAUCCCAUUAUCCAAUUUGACAGAACAUUCUUAUUGAUGGUUUUGGAGAAAAGGACCAGAAGCAUUCUCUUUUUAGGGAAAGUCAUUAACCCAGCUAAUGAGUAA